Molecule: messenger RNA, 669 nt
Organism: Rhipicephalus sanguineus (brown dog tick)
Lineage: Eukaryota; Metazoa; Arthropoda; Arachnida; Ixodida; Ixodidae
Product: dnaJ homolog subfamily B member 5
Exons: 2
Coding region: 5-592 (195 amino acids)
Biological process (GO): negative regulation of transcription by RNA polymerase II
Cellular component (GO): cytosol
Molecular function (GO): protein-folding chaperone binding
Source: RefSeq, a predicted model, not a curated record
AGCCAUGGGGGUGUCCGCUUCCGAAGACUCCGAGCAGAGCCAGGACCCUACCAUCUAUUACGACCUGCUCGUGUCGCUGGACGAAGUCUACAACGGUUGCACCAAGAAAAUGAAGAUCACCAGGUCGGCGAUGGGGCCGGACGGUCGCACGCCGAAGCUUGAGACCAAGACGUUCGAGAUCAAGGUGAAGCCCGGAUGGAAGGCAGGCACCAAGGUCAGGUUUCACGGCGAGGGCGACCGAGUCCCCAACGCCGCCCCGGCCGACGUGGUGUUCGUCAUCCGCGACAAGCCGCACCCGCACUUCAAGAGGGAGGGGACCGACGUCCGAUACGUCGCCAAGAUAACCUUCAAGGAGGCUGUUCGCGGCACGACGCUGGAAGUACCCACGCUCACUCACGGCACGAUAUCGGUGCCGUUGACCGACAUCGUCAAGCCCACCACCGUCAAGCGCAUCCCGGGACAGGGCCUUCCCUACCCCGGCGACCGCUUGAGGCGAGGCGACCUCCUUCUCGGUUUCGACAUCCAGUAUCCUUGUCGGAUGACGGACACGUCGCUGCAAAUACUCUGGGACACGCUGGAUCCGCUCAUCUGAAUAAUGCCGGCGUCUCACGGUGCGCUGCUGAUCGCGAUAAGCUCGGUCGCCAUCAUGUACUAUCUCAGCCAUGAACG